UAUUGACGUUUAAUCUAGAACUAGAAUAAUCGGCUUCAUCAAUAAUACAAGGAGGAUUCACUUGCAAUACACAAGGAAUUUAUUCACGGUUCCUUUGCCACACUAUAUAUAUCAUUGUUAUGUCGACAAUCGUAACAUAGUUUCUACACUAUAACUUGUGAACGUACUAUUAUUAGCUAAGUUGUUUCACCUUUAAUUUGUAACCUAAUAAUAUGGCUCAACUCCAGAGGUACGGACCAUAUGGUGACAAAGAGGCCGUAGAAAACUUUUCGUUCAAACUCGAAGGAUCUGAUAGAAUCAAAGAAAUAAUUGUGAGGGCGGGUUUCAUUGUGGAUGCAAUCGGGCUCACCGUGACUAGCUACAACGGGAGUAGUGAUACUUCCAUGUUUGGUGGCAAUGGCGGACUUGAAUACAAGAUUAAGCUCAAGAUUGGUGAAUACAUAACUGGGAUAAGUGGGAGGACCAAAGAUUCAUUAAUAUCGAAACUGAGGAUACAUACUAAUUUGAACCAGCGUGGACACGGGCCGUAUGGAAAUAAUGAACUCAAAGGCGGCUGUGAAUUUAAGUCUCCAAUGCCAUUACCUGAAAAUGACCGUUUCGUUGGAUUCUUUGGAACUGCUCAUGACAACCUUGUUUCCAUUGGUCUCUAUGUUGAAAAGCAAAGUCAGACCGUCGAGAAACUCGGGCCUUUUGGCUAUCAGACAGGGCAACAAUGGUCUAUAAUGCUUGAACCCUGUGAAAAUUUCAGAGAGAUAAUCAUAAAGACUGGCGCAAUUGUUGAUGCAUUCACGUUUGUCACAACAAACACUCGUCGAAAGUUCGGCGGUGAUGGUGGAAAUGCUGAACACAAGAUUACACUCCAAUCUGGCGAAUUUAUAACUAAUGUAAGUGGGUGGAUUGGAGAAUGGCACGAAAAUCGUUGCUUGACGAAGCUUAAGAUACAUACCAAUAUGCGUAUGGAUGGUUACGGACCUUUUGGAGGUGGACCGUACACGAAUUAUUUGUCUCAAUUUCGCUCACAAGUACCAUCAGGUGGUCGCGUUGUUGGAUUUUUUGGAACCAUACACAAGAACUAUGUUGAGUCUAUUGGACUCUAUGUCAAACAGUAAUCAAUCAAGAUUGCUAGGUGUUGUUCAUGUCUUUUGUUACCAUAAUGGGCGUUCAGCUAGCUUUCAACUAAUAUGAAGUUAUCGUGUACUUUGUAUGCAUAAAUAAGGUCUUCCACGAUAUAUGUGUUGUGGAAUUUCUAUGUUUUCAAUAAGCCAUGUAUAAUGUACACUACAAAGUUGCCUGUGUUGUUAUAUAUAUCUUGUAUCUUUAGUGUGGUUACGUACCAUACACUAAAAUAUAUUUUCUUCUUAUAUAUGUACAUAAUCUUGUAAUCACAUGUUAUCAAAUUAUAAGACAAAAGCUAACGAACGCCUCGAGAACGUUCAAUGACUAUA
Chenopodium quinoa (quinoa) is the source of this 1445-nucleotide messenger RNA. RefSeq lists its product as uncharacterized. NCBI's taxonomy places the organism in Eukaryota, Viridiplantae, Streptophyta, Magnoliopsida, Caryophyllales, Amaranthaceae. The record is from RefSeq and is a predicted model, not a curated record. The transcript has 6 exons. The coding region runs from base 213 to 1109 and encodes 298 amino acids.